AUGAGUCUCAUGGCAAGCCGCCUCGUCCAGAUGUUGGUGGUCUUGCGCAGUCCGCAAGCGUGCGCAUAUACUCCCAACGUGAUCGGCCAAGCCAUGGAACUCACAUUUCCUUCAAAGUUCGAUGGAGCACGAGGUGUGGCCGUCCUUGGAAACUACGCCUACCUCGCAGCUCCCCUCUACAAUGGUCUGACGACAGUCAACAUCGUGGAUCCCACCAGUCCAACCCUCGCAGGUUCUCUCGCAGACGCCCAGUUGAAUGGAGCAUCUGCAGUAGCUGUGCUUGGCAGCAUCGCCUAUGUUGCAACCGAGGGGUACGGUAGUUUGACGACCGUCAAUAUCGCAGACCCCGCCAAUCCAACCAUUGCGGGUGCAGUUACAGGCGCCGAGUUGGGGGGAGCUUAUGCCAUAUUUAUUGAAGGCAACUAUGCCUACAUCGCGGCAUCAACCUACGGUCUGACAGUCGUGAGCAUCGCGAACCCAGCCAGUCCAAGCGUCGCAGGUUCCCUCACACAUGCUUCGUUGUCUGGAGCGAAAGGUGUCGCUGUGGCUGGCACCUAUGCAUAUGUUACAUCCAGCAGCUCUCAAACUUUGGCCACCGUGGAUGUUUCAAACCCAGCGGCUCCCUCCUUGGCAGGUUCCGUGUCAGACGCCCAGUUAGACCAGGCAAUGGGAGUAGCCGUGGAGGGCACUUAUGUCUAUGUCGCGGCAUCUGGACACGGCUUGACGAUCGUGGACGUCACGAACCCAACGGGCCCAAGCAUUGCAGGCUCACUCGCAAUUUCCGGAGCCGUGUCAAUAGCCAAGGCUGGUACCUAUGCCUAUGUUGGGACUACGGGCUUCACGGGUUUCGCGGUAGUUAACGUAGUCGACCCAACAACUCCCACCAGCGAGCACCUCGUCACUGAGACGCGAGUGUGGGGAUCAGAAGGUGUAUUCAUCAGUGACAUCUAUGCCUAUAUUGCGUCUUCGAGCGAAGAUUCUUUGACGGUAGUCCAGAUCGACCCAGGAACAAGCACCACCACCAUCACCAUCACCAGCGUUUCCACCUCUAGCACAUCCAACACUGUUACCUCAGUCACCAGCACCACAAGCAGCAGCCGCAGCAGCAGUGUAACAAGCAGUACCACGUCCAUGACUUCUACCCGCACCACCGGCACUAGCACAAGCACCAGCGGCACCACCACCGUAACCACAACCGCAACCACCACCGGCACCACAGUUACCACCACCCGUAGCACCACCCGCACCACCACCGUUACCACCAGCGGUACCACCACCGGCACCACCACUGCCAGCUCCACCGGUACCACUACCGGCACCGCCACAGUUACCACCACAGUUACCACCACCCGUACCACCACCGGCACCACGACCGGCACCACCACCAGCGGCACCACCACCACCGGCACCAGCACUGUUACCACCACCGGCACCACCACCAGUACCAGGCCAACAAGGACGAUCACGAGCAGUUCAUCCUUGACCCGCACAUCCACCACAUCAUCCCGGCCCUUCCUGGCUGAUGAUUCUGAUGUCUCGUCCGCGGACGUUGGCUUGGUUCUCGGGGUGACUGCAGCAGUGGCAGCUGUUGCCACGGUCUGCGCCGUCGCGGCUCACCGAAUGUACCUGAUGCUCCGUAGGCGACACCAGGAAAGUGAGGAGAUUCCCGCGACGCCAGCGCCAGAAGAGGGGGAAGUGCACGUCGAGGCUGAAGAUGACAGAGAUUCAGCUUUCGAAGAGAUGAUGGCUGUACGGAUGUGA
Molecule: messenger RNA, 1761 nt
Organism: Symbiodinium natans
Lineage: Eukaryota; Dinophyceae; Suessiales; Symbiodiniaceae
Source: the annotation of a GenBank genome assembly